UAUGAGAAACGACGUUUAGAAAUAAAACAUUUCACUCGGUUGUUGUCAUUUAGAGUAAGACGAGUUCUUAUAUUUCAGUAUCACAUCUUCAAAAUGAAAAGAGCCUAUCAGAUUCUUUCUCUUGUUUCAGGUUUCAUUCUGUGCUGCGCGUGGAACAACCUAAACUGUCCAGCUCCUAGAGCACCAGACAAUGGAUUGAAUUUUAUAUUUCGCAAUGGGGAAGUAAUUCACUUCCGUUGUCAUCCUGGCUAUAUAAUGUAUGGUAAAUCAGUGGCUCACUGCGUCAACAAUCAAUGGACACAUUCGGCUCCUUUAUGUUUUCCAAUUAAAAGAAGUAAUUCUAACAAUGUACCCAAUAUACCAGGUGAUAGAAAUCAGACUGGGCUGUUCAAUUGGGGAGGACAUGAAGAUGGAGCAAGACGUUUACCUUUAAUAAAUGGAAUUGGAGUACCAAACACGCCUGUAAUGGUAAAGGAAGAAAUAGAUAUUGCCGAAUUGCGACACAAACAAUUACAAGAGUUGCGCCGAAAGCAAGGAAGAAAGAAGAAUUUAGAAAAGAAGAAGAAUUUGGGAAAGAGGAAGAAUAUAGGAAAGAAGGAGAGGUCCGGAAAGAAGAAGAAAGUGAUAUCUGAAUUCAAGCGAAAACCAAUUGAAGAAGUAGGAUUCGAUGCAUCCUGUGUGGAAAAUGCUUAUGGAAGAUUAUUACCUAAAAUUGCACCUUCUAUUCCACAUGCCUUUGUUUAUGCAUAUGAAACAAAGAAAAAUAAAAACUAUCCUUUCAAUACUUACAUGGAAGUGAAAUACAGAUGUCUAGCUGGUUAUCGGUUUGCUCGAACACAAACUUUAUUUUGCAGGAAUAACUCAUGGAUUGGACAAAAACCGAGAUGCAUCACGAGUUAAGAAAUAUGCAAAUACUUUUUUUACUAACAUGAAAGUAAAUUUUAUAGACAAAUAAACUUGGUGGCUUUGAUGAAGUAUAUUUUUCAAGCAGGUUGUAUUGUUGUAACUAGCAUAACUAUUGUUUCAAUAUUGUUACAAGAUUUGUCUUCCUUUGUUAUACUUUAUUUUAAAAUAUUCAUAACUAAAAAUGUGAAAAACGAUUAGUUUUUUCAAAUUUCAUUGUGAAAAUAACUUUUGAAUAUGGUAAGAAACUUUGCAUUUCAAAUUUAAUUGUCAGUGUAUUAUUUACUUGAUUGCUGCUUAAAUAACGCUUUGUAAAAACUAUCAAAACCUCUGUGUUGUUCACGUUCUAUUUUUUCUAAUAAAUAGAAAAACUGGUCCAUAUCCACCAA
This is a messenger RNA of Parasteatoda tepidariorum (common house spider), 1292 nucleotides long. RefSeq lists its product as uncharacterized. Lineage: Eukaryota; Metazoa; Arthropoda; Arachnida; Araneae; Theridiidae. The record is from RefSeq and is a predicted model, not a curated record.